Messenger RNA from Penicillium roqueforti, 435 nucleotides. RefSeq lists its product as uncharacterized. NCBI's taxonomy places the organism in Eukaryota, Fungi, Ascomycota, Eurotiomycetes, Eurotiales, Aspergillaceae. Bases 1 to 435 code for a protein of 144 amino acids. The record is from RefSeq and is a predicted model, not a curated record. The transcript is spliced from 2 exons.
AUGGAGCCUCUAACAACUAUGCGUAUUCAAGCCUCCUUUGACUGCAAUAUUUGCACUCAAGGCUCCAUCAAAUGCAACCCCCUCAGGCAUAUCCAAUCGGAGAUUCAGUCAGAGCCCGGUCUUCGGAAUGCCGUCCGCAUGGCCAUUCCUCUAGGCAAAAACCAGUUCGACCUGGCGGUUGAAUUCGCCACUGUUAUUCAAGUCGGAGAGUACUUUACCGAUUUAAGCCGUUGGCGUCUGAUGAGCUGUGAUCCUCUUUUCACCGCCGAACUCGGUCGUUCCUACCAGGAAACCGCAUUCUCGGCGUUGACGCAAAUGAGAUACCAAUACAACAUGGCCGCGAGUCUAAUUCAGGUAUCAGGUGAUCCACGCCUCGCCAACUGGUUCAAAUCCGAAAUAGUACGCAUUGAGGGUCUCCUAGAGCAGUACCGGUAG